UUGGCGUCGCGAGGCCGCGUGCGGCUCGUAAACAACGUGACUGACGGACGCGCUCGGCCGUCUGACAGCCGCCGCUGCCGCGCGGACCAGACCCACGCCUCUUGCGGAGCUUCCGCCCUCGUAGGCGUCGGCUGCGUAAAUAACGCGCGUACAAGCGGCCAUCCGCUGCUUCCAGACUAUUAGCGAUUACUGAUCACUCGCUGAUUUUUCAGCUUCCGAAUUUUUUUUUUUUUUACGCCACUCCUCUUUAUAGAGUAGCGCAAGCGGAGUGACACUUGUCCGUUCUCGGAUUACUAGUGAAACCUGCCAUCAAUAUAGGCUGUAGCUAUGUCGUUUCGCUUCAUUGCAGAUGUUGCCAUUUUCGUUAUCUUCUAUUAUUAGCUUGCUUAGAACUUUCUUCCACAGACCCACAAGGUAUUUCCGUUUGCGUUCUCGUUCUUCCAGUGACAAUGAACUUCGUCAGAACAGCCAACGAUACGAGCGCGUUUAACGUAGUUUCUACUGAUGUGGUCCCACAUGCAGAAUUGUGACAUCUGUCAACUGCGACAUGAGAAAGCUACUUUCAUAUGAAUGUUUAUGGGAUUUAUUUUCUGUCAGUAUGGAAGCAAAAUAUUGACGCCUAGAAUGAUGACACUAGAAUUUCUCUCUUCGAAGAGAGGAAGGAACUUCUCAGUGAAAGCCAAGACUACGAACAUCCACGUACAGAUGACUUUCCUUGCGACAAACUGUGUGCUGUGUGGAUUUAUCCUUCUACUCCACGUCUGCUGCACUUCUUCCAAGCUGAUGACCGAGGAUGUGCCGACGACGAACGUGCAGGCGGCGGAAGGGGGCGUGGCUCGGCUGCCCUGUGACAUCACCCCCGCCGUGGCCGAAGACAAGCCGCUGCUGGUCAUCUGGUACCGCGAGGACCUCAAAGCACCCAUCUACAGCUUCGACGCUCGCACGUCGCCUCUGGCGGGCGCAGUGCGCUGGCAGGACGAGCGCGCGCUCAGCCAGCGCGCCGUCUUCCUCUACAAGCGGCCGUCGGCGCUGGUCAUAGAGAACGUGCGCGAGGCGGACGCCGCCGUCUACCGCUGCCGCGUCGACUUCCGCAGAUCGCCUACCAGGAACUACAAGGUCAACUUCACCGUCAUCGUGCCACCAAAGAGGAUAAUCUUUCUGGAUGGAAACGGAGAAACCAUACCUCACUACACUGUUGGUCCUUACAACGAGGGAUCCACAGUGGAAAUUACCUGCAUUGCUGUCGGAGGCCGGCCACCGCCGCGAGUGACUUGGUGGCAGGACAACACGCUGCUGACGGACCGCUGGGAGGUGAUCUCGCACGAGCGCGUGCGCAACAAGCUGCGCCUGCAGCAGCUGUCGCGCCGCCAGCUGCACGCCGUGCUCACCUGCCAGGCCGAGAGCAGCCCGCUGGCCGCGCCCGUCGCGGGCUCCAUCACGCUCGACCUCAACCUUCGGCCGCUGUCGGUGCGCAUCCGCGGCCGUAACCGGCCACUGUCAGCAGACGCCCCGGUGGAGGUGGACUGCGAGGCGGUGGGCACGCGGCCGCCGCCCGUCUUCUCCUGGUGGAAGGCCGGCGUCCAGUUGCGCAACACCAGGGAGACGUCGAGUCCGGACGGCAACGUGACCACCAGUACGCUGACGUUCGUACCGACCAUGGAGGACAGUGGGAAGCUGCUGACGUGCCGCGCCAGCACGCCGCUCAUCCCCGACAGCUCGCUGGAGGACUCCUGGAAGCUCGACAUCUACCAUGUUCCAGUUGUGUCUCUUGAGAUAGGAAGCAAACUAGACCCCAGCAACAUUCGGGAGGGGCAAGACGUGUACUUCGAGUGCAACAUCAAGUCCAAUCCUUGGGUGUACAAAGUCAGCUGGAGGCAUAAUGGCAAGCCGCUCCACAACAACGCUUCCACGGGAACCAUCUUGGCCAACCAGAGCCUCGUGCUGCAGGCUGUGACGCGCGAUCGCGCUGGCAUCUAUACCUGCGUCGGCAGCAACCAUGAGGGCGACGGCGAGAGCAACCCCGUCUACCUCAACGUGACCUACCGGCCGCUGUGCUCGGAGAACCAACAGCUGACGUACGGCGUGGCGCGGCGCGAGGCGGUGCGCGUGUCGUGCGAGGUGGACGCGAACCCCAGCCACGGGCUGUCGUUCAGCUGGAGCUUCAACGGCAGCGCGGACGAGCGCGAGCUGCCGGCCGCCGCGUGGUCGGUGGAGCGCGGCCGCAGCCUGCUGCUGUACACGCCGCGCGCCGAGGCCGACUACGGCCAGCUGCUGUGCCGCGCCAGGAACGCCGUCGGCACGCAGCGCGCGCCUUGCGUCUUCCAGGUCGUGCCCGCAGGUCGUCCCGACCCGCCGCACAACUGCAGCAUCGUGAACCAGACGGCGGACUCGCUGCACGUGGAGUGCUCGGAGGGCUUCGACGGCGGGCUGCCGCAGGAGUUCGUGAUGGAGGUGUACGACGCGGCGUCGCAGGCGCUCGUCGGCAACGUGAGCUCGCGCGCGCCCGCCUUCACCGUCAGCGGCCUGCAGCCGGGGCUCGGCUUCGACGUGGCGCUGCUCGCCGCCAACAGCAAGGGCCGCAGCCGCGCCGUCACCCUGCACGCCUACACGCUGCAGCCCGCAGAGCGGCGAGCAGCGUCGGCGGGCGUGGGCCGGCUGGCGCCGCUGCUGGGCGUGGUGGCGGGCUGCGCCGUGCUGGCCGUGCUGCUGGCCGCCGCCGUCGCGACGCUCAUCGUGCGCACGCGGCGCCGCCGCCGGCUGCGCGGCUACGACAAGGCCGCCAACUGCGACUCGGGGCUCACCGACGCCUACAGCUCCGGCAAGGAGGCGGCCGAGGCGGCGGCCGUCGCGGCGGCGGCGGCGGGGGCCGGCGUCGCGGGCAGCCGCGACAGCAUCGACGACAAGAACCCAGACGUCGUGCCGCACAACAGCGACGCCGACGUGCAGGACGAUGACGACGACGACACCGGCGGCGUGGGUGGCGGCCGGCACGGGCGGCAUCCGAGUGGCGGCGGAGGCGGCGGGGGCGGUCCGGCCAGCCACGUGCGCUACGUCACCAGGAACGGAGACGAAGUGACGUACAUCGAGCUUCCGGCGCCGCGGGCGCCACAGGCUGUGGCGGUGACGGCGCCGCCGACGCCGGCGCCGCGGCCGACGGUGCGCUUCCAGGACGAGGUGGUGGCGCUGGAGCCGGGCGAGGUGGGCCCGUACGGCGCGCGGCCCGGCUAUAGCUCGCUGCAGCGCCACGGCCACCGCCCCCACCCCCACCACCAGCCCCAGCAGGCCCGCCCCCACGCCGUCCGCAGGCCCUCCGCCGAGGGGCUGCACCUGGGUCGCCCGCUGCACCUCCACCAGCCGGUGUUGACGGCGCAGGAAGCGACAGUUGGGGCGCCUGGGCUGCUGCAGGUGCCCAUCAGAGGGGGAGCCACCAGAUUCUGAGGCCUAUCCUGCGAAUUCGCAACCUCUGCGCGUCUGUAGGAAGUGCACAACAAGCCAGGGAAGCAUCCAAAGAGACUACUCACGCCAAACAAAGAAGUUCACUCUUGUCACGUUUGUUUAUUUCUAAUGAAAUGCUCUGAAUACAUUAUUCUCUUACGUAUAUUUUACUGUGAUAAAGUACAAUAUUCGGUAUACGUUUGUAUGUGAGCCAAAUGAUGAUACCAAAUUUGUGUAAAU
Schistocerca cancellata (South American locust) is the source of this 3675-nucleotide messenger RNA. Its product is annotated as nephrin-like. NCBI's taxonomy places the organism in Eukaryota, Metazoa, Arthropoda, Insecta, Orthoptera, Acrididae. The transcript is spliced from 15 exons. Gene Ontology annotation, molecular function: protein binding. The record is from RefSeq and is a predicted model, not a curated record. The coding region runs from base 571 to 3438 and encodes 955 amino acids.